AUGAGAAAUAAUAUUCGAUUCAGAGAUAAUGUUGAAUCCGAAGAAGACCUUUUAAAGCUUCAAGAAGACUUUUUAGUAAAUAAACCAAAAGUUGCUGCAACUUUGAUCAGACAAAGUAAACCACCUACUGUCAUAUCAUCCUCUUCAUUUAAUCAUUUAGAGAAAAAUGUUGAUGUUGGAGAAACCCAAAAGGAUAUUGUUACUUUGGAUGAUCAAUUAACAAAAUCAUCCCAUGAAAAAUCAUUAACAUCAUCAAGGUCUGUCAAAGUAGAAACGAAAAGCAAAAAAAAGAAAUCGCUCUUUUCUACAAAACGUCAAAAGUCGCAUGAAAAUGGUGGUGAUAAGACUCAAAGAUUUAAUAUUGAUUUAGAUCAGGAAUUGGAAGGUACCUCUGAUCAAGCUGAGGAGCAUGUGCCCGCAAUAAAAAAAGUUUUAGAUAUGCAUUCUUAUCAAACAGGAAUCGUGGGAGCUGUGACCGAGAAAUCUGUUAACGAACUUGUAUUACCACCCAGUGUUCCCCAUAAUGAUAGUAAAUUAACGAAUGGCGGAUUUCCAAAGCCUGUUCAUCGAAGUUUAUUUAUGCGAAGAAAACAAGCUCUGAAAUCAACCGUUUCACCAUCGUUAUUAAAUACUUUGAAUAAAGAUACUGGGUUAUUUAAUUCGGAUUAUUUGGAAAUUGACCGUGAAAAUACUCAAAAAAUUUCUAAUAUGUCUGAAGAAGAAAUAAUACAAACUAUUGAAAUGUUGCGUCAAACGUUAAGUCCUAAACUGGUUGAAAAGCUUUCAAAGAGUAAACCUUUGAUUGAAAAGAUAUCCGGGGAGUCUCAUGAGGAGUCAAAGAAAAAUGAUAUUAGGAGUGUUCAUUUUGAAGAAACAAUGGAAAGUAAGGAGACGCUACCUGUGAACCUUGUCGAUGAUGAAAAUGAUGAUUCUUCGCCACGUAAAAUGAAAGAAAAAUAUUUCCCCAAUGUGUUAAUCGAACCUGAAAAAAUUGAAUGGAUGCUCGAAAAGGAUAAUCCAUUAAAGAACAAAGGUCAAAUUGUUAGAGAUUCUGUUAGCCCAUAUGUUCCUAAAUCAUCAGAUCCACCUGCCGCAUUUUAUAGAUUCGAUUUUCAUGGUAAUAUCUUAGAGAAGGAUGCAGAUAUCCCUACAUAUAUGGGUCUUCAUCAUCACGGUGAUGAUCCUGAUCAAGCUGGGUAUACAUUGGGGGAAUUAUUUCAUUUGUCAAGGAGUAGAGUUCCAAGUCAAAGGAUUAUUCCUUUAAACGUUAUUGGUAGAAUUAUGAGAAAAGUUAGGAAAGGACAUUAUGGAAUUGAGAAAGAUAAAGGAAUCGCCGAAUGGACGAUUAAGAUGAAAUUGCCUAUAUAUUUGAGAACCGCUUUAGAUGACACAGCAGAAUCAGUUAUCGUGGCCGCUGUUGAUGCAAUAUCUGCUUUGGUCAUCGGUGGGUCAGAUGGUUUAGAUGGUGAAGAAGAAAAUUGGGAUCGUUUUGGAGGGCUAUAUCGAGGAUAUGAGGCCGUCGCUCUUCGGGAUGAUUCUGGAAUCAAGGUUAAAAGACAUUUUGGAAUGGAUAUCGCUUUACAAAGUGAGAACGAAGAGGACAUGAAUACGACUGAUUAUCACGUUGGGCUUGCGUCAAGAGAUUUAAUUGCGGGCUUAAUUUCAAUGGAUGUCUUGUAUCGAUUUCGAUAUAUUUUGGAGAAAUUAAGAUUGCCAUACAAUACAAACGAACAAAUCAUUUUGAUGCUUGUUCGCUUUGCACGCCAUUCUCAUAAAAGUGCAAGGUCCGUAUUCGAAUGUCCUCAGCUUGUCGAAGUCAUACAUAAAAGAUUUUUAUGUAUAACUUGGCCCGUUGUAUAUAAAAACAAUGAAGUUGCACAUUCGACACAAUUUCCAAGUUUACCAGCCGUAAAACUUUUUCGUUUGUUGUGCCAGUCGUCUGAAAAGAUCAGCAAAAGCAUCAUCAAGGAUUAUAUGGAGACGUUUUUAAGAUACAUUGUAGUAAAUCCUUCAACGAUAUCGAAUGAAUUUGAGAUGAACCUUGGUUACAAGAUCUUGCAAGAAACUUUGAGAAUUUAUCAAACUCUUGCAGCAUAUGGGCUUUAUCAUGGAAUUCACUCUCAAGCAUAUUCGGUAUUUUGUGGAUAUUUGUCCAAGGAAAUAAUAUUUUCCCUUCCUCCUUCAUGGCAAUGGAAAGGUGAUAACAUUUACCAAAUGAGAAAUAAGCUUGAUAUAGCAAUAUCAUUUUUCAGACUUAUAGAAAUUUGGAUUCGUGUUCCUAGAAAAGACACUGAUAUAGAUGAUGAAUCGGGGGCUCAGCCGAGCGAAUUUGUUAACGACUCGGUUGAACUCUUGGAUAAAUGGGUUAACUCCUUUCCAUAUGAAAGGUGCGAUAAGGUUGAAAAUUCUGAAGAAUUUGAAAAGGCUUUAGUUUUGAUUUCAAGUAUUGCAAGAUAUAUUUCAUCUUGGUAUCAAUAUUUAAGUGGUUAUCCUCUAAAGGCUACCAAUCAAAUAAAGAGCAUUUGGGAAAGGUUCCAACUGGGUUCAUGGCAAUCUUCAAAAAUUUGUCAAUACCUGUCGAAUCGUCUGCCGGUCUGUUUGGACGCUUAUUAUCUUUACAAGAAUGGUGGUUGGCAAUUGCCUAAUUUACCUGGUGCUUAUUAUCCUGGCACAUUCGAAAGAGUUUCAAAGACUGUGACGAUAUCAAUAUUAUAUGAUUUAUACUCGUCUUACAUAUCAUUGAUUUAUCGAAUCAGCAAUUUAUUUUCGAACGACAAGGAAAUUUCUACAACUUCAUUGGACGUGAUUACUGCAUUUGCUCCUAUAGAUCUCGUGCAAAAGCAUAUCAUUAAGGUUCCACCUAGAGGAAAUUGGGAUGAUUUCUUUAUUAGGACGCGUACUUAUUUAUUAUAUGAGUGGUGGUGUGCCAUCAACACGCUUAUAGACAAUGACGAAUUUAGAUCAAAAUAUUCAAAGAAAUUAUUGCAGACAGCAUUAAUAUUAAUGCCCAAUUUAUUACCCGGAGACGAAAAGAUUAGUUUAGAUCUCCUUAAUAAAAUAUUUGAUGGAAUAGCUGUUUUAUCAUCAGAUUCUAAAAGAGCCAAACAAAUCAAAAAUUCGCUUAGGUCAUUUUAUAAGAAUCACAUUACUUCAAGGAAUGACAAAGAGGAAAUCUAUUCAUUUUCAGGGCAACAAGAAGAGGAACUUGGUUUAUUGUGGGAUUUGACAAAACAUAAUCGUCAUGGAGGAUUACCGUUUUCAAGAGCAUGGUUAUGGAUUCCAAUCGAUAUCUUAUAUAGCAAGAGAUCGGAUGUUAUAAUGGAUGAAGAAGUAAGGAAUGAAGUUGUAAGGGAUUGCUUAGUAUUUGCAUGGGAAAUUAUGCAAAUGUGUCAAGAUAUCACGGACCCAAAUACGAGAUAUGUGAUGAAUCCUGCAAUCGUCGUAUUGUCAAUUAUGAAGAUUUUCUUAUUAGAAGGUGAAUUAUAUAGGGAUUCUAAUAUUGGCGGGUGGAUUGAUGAAAUUCUCUCUCGAUACACCUUUGGAUUUAGAUCGAAAGGGGGGCGAACUCUUGGAGAUCACGAAAUCUUUAAUUCAACCGAAGUUGAUUACUCACUUGAAGGUGCGGCUAGAGAUGUCUUAACAAAACCAUUUUAUACAUUUUUCACGGAUUUUUCAGCUGCAUAUGCAGCCGAAUCAUUUGGGCACAAAUCAUUUGCACAAUGUGUAAUCGUGCCAUUAUCAACCAUUUAUCCUUUGGAUUUCAAAUUACUCGUAUGGAGUGAUCUAUUUGAAACUUUAGGUACAAUUAACGUUGAAUAUGAAGAAGUAUUGUGUUUGAAUUCUUCAUUUAAUGAAGGAUUGAAGAGUUAUUUUUGGCCUUUGGAAGAUAAUAAAGCAUUGCUACAAACUUUUGUAAAUACUAUUAUACAUAAUAAGCUUACACGUGAAAGAACUUCGUUCUUAUAUUGGGUUGUUAUACAUCACUUGAAUGGAUUUGUAUUUUGUACGACGAAUGUAAAACAGGUAAACAGGCAACAAGGGAAUCAAGGGGAAAGUAAGACAAUUGAUAAAGUUCAAAUGAGAAUUGAUAUCGCAAAGGCGAUUGUUAAAGGAGCAAGGUCUGAUGCGAUAAAAGAUUGGGUAAAUUACACCGGAAAGAAUUUUGGAGAGGAUGUAAAAGAAUUAGUGAGGGUUCCUCAAUGUUUUGAAGAAAUAGAUUCGAAAUUACAAGAUAGAUUAGAUUGGUUGAAAAGCGUAAAUAUUGAUAUCGAAGAAAAAUUAAUUUAA
This is a messenger RNA of Funneliformis mosseae, 4287 nucleotides long. NCBI's taxonomy places the organism in Eukaryota, Fungi, Glomeromycota, Glomeromycetes, Glomerales, Glomeraceae. The record is from the annotation of a GenBank genome assembly.